ACUGCUCGGAGACCCUACCAUUGUGACAUUGGAUAAUGUGACUUACUUGUUUAAUGGGAGAGGGGAAUACACUAUGAUAGAUAUACAAACUGAAGACUUUAUAUUACAGGCCCGAACAGACAGAGCAGAAACAAGUAAUGGAUCUUUAACAGAUGCGACUGUCUUCUCAGCAUUUGCUGCAAGUGAGAAGGGAGUGUCUCGUUUCCAAGUGGAACUUGCAGCCAGUAAAUUAUCCAUGAUUCUGUACGUUGGUGGACAAAACAUCACACAACACUUUUAUACAUCACCUGACUACAGGCUGUCUAUGGAAACAAUUGAAGUUUUCAGGGACGAUAGAGGCAACAAAACUAACGUUGCUGUUGUAUUUCCAUGUGGCGUAUCAUUUGCUGUCCACGUUGGAUAUAAAAGUCUUGAACUGGAAAUGGAAGUACAAAAAACACUUCAAGGAAAAACAAAAGGCUUACUGGGCAACUUCAAUGGAAACACAAAGGAUGAAUUCACUUUACCGAAUGGAACAGUUUUAAGGUCCAAUUUAACGGAAAGACACAUUUUCUACUUUGCUAAUACGUAUCGAGUAACUCCAAGAAGUUCCAUCUUCACUUACCCUGAUGGUAAAACUACCCUAGAUUUCCAGUUUCCUGACUUUGUCCCGUUCUUUUUUGACUCGGCAACUGCCAGCCAGUUGCAAAAAGCGAGAGACGUUUGUGAAAAUGGAUCAGAUUCCUGUGUUUUCGACUACAUCGUCACUAAUGAUGUAAACUUUGCUAUCAAUACCAAUAACACAAUUUCACAGUUUACGGCUCUAACCAUGACUAUAGCAAAUUCUUAUCCAGUGUUGAGUGUUAAAAGAAAUCAAAAUUAUAUGAAUGGACGUUGGUUUGUUCAGGAAAAUGUAUGCAAUUCCAUAAGAUUUAACGCAAUUGAUGAAGAUGCAGACGAGUUAACGUACAUCUUGGAAGAAAGUUCAUCAGAUGUAUCUCUCAACCAGAAUGGACUUUUGACCUACACACCCUCAUUGAACACCCCAACCAGUCUGGCGUGA
Messenger RNA from Physella acuta, 1042 nucleotides. Its product is annotated as mucin-like protein. Lineage: Eukaryota; Metazoa; Mollusca; Gastropoda; Physidae. The record is from RefSeq and is a predicted model, not a curated record.